UAAAUAAUUAUAAUAAAAUAAACAAUAAAAUAAAAAAACAAAUAAAUAAAUAAAUAAAAAGACAUGAAUUUCUAAAAUCUAUUGAAAAAAUAGAACUAGUAGCUUGGAGAAAUUUAAAUAGGCUUUGAUACUGAGGUGUAAAAUUCUAACUAGGCUAAUGAUGUUUCAAAUGCUCUGGAAGCAAAAAUUUCUAAUAUGUAAAUAAAUAAAGAACUGCUUGGUUCAAAAGAAUCUUUUAGUAUAUAAUCAGAAAGCAGUAUAAAAUCUCAAUUGGAUACUACGGAUCAAUAAAAAUAAGAAAAUAUUUUAGAUAAUUAAUAUAAUAAUUUGGCCUUAAUUUAACAAGACUCUGAUAACAAAUAAAUUAUAGUCAAUCAAAAUUAAGAGGAUGAAGAAAACUAAGAAUAAGUUAGUUUAGAUAAAUAAAAAUAAGAGCGCUCCUUGUCUAUAUAGAUAAACCAUUCAAUUAGUGAAAUGAAAAACUAUUCUUCAUAGUUCAUAAAAGAAUACAAAUACAUAAGUUAAAUUUAAUAAUAUUAACCAAAUAUUAUUGAGGAAAACAAAAAAGAUUAAUACACAAUAUCUGUAACUAAUUUCAAUAAAUUACUUCAUCAAUUCUAAUGCUGGCCACAUUUAAUAAGAGGUUUACAACAUUCAUUUGAAAUAUUGUCAAAAAAAUUUGUAAGACUAUAAGUCUAAAUUGCUUAAAGAAUUGAAGAUCAUUUCAAAAUCACCUAUACACUUAAAGAUGAAGAUCUUGGUUGUCUUUUAAAAAAUAAUAAAAAUUUAUGUGAUGAGUUAGAACAGCUAAAAUAAUAGUUUUUAAAUGAAAAAUCAAUUUAGGAGAGUAGUAUUAAUGAGUGCAUUUCAAAUCUAACACAGUAAUUUAAUGAUAUAUAUGGCACAGCAUUAACUGAGAAUUAAAGAGAAGAUAUUUUAAAAGCUAAAAGUGAAUUAAAUAACUUGUAUUUAGAAAGAGAUUAAAAAUUGAUGGAACUUACAUAAAAUUUUCAAUAAACUGUGUGUAAUUUUAACCUUUUAUCAAAUGAAGAAUAAUUUAAAAACCUUGAAAUCUAAGAAAUAAUAAAAGAAAUUUCUAAACUUAAUCGAUAAGAAUAAAAAAUUUUAACAGACGCUUAAUGUUCAUAUGAAGAAUUUAAAUAGCGCCGAGAUGAAAAAAUCAAAGAUAUUUCUCUAUAAAUUUAAGGUUAUUAAAAGUAAAUUUAGGAUUUACAGACCGAAAAGGAAAAGAAAGAAGAAAACAAUCUAAAAAAAUUAGAAAAAGAUUUAAAUUAAAUUAAAGUCUGCCAUUCAACCAUUUAAAAAAUAUUUAUGUAAUCUAAUAAAGAUUGUUUUCAUUACAUAAUUUUACUUGAUUAAAGUAGCAGCUUCUAAAAUGCCUAUUAAUCUGCAAAGAAUGGAAUCUUAUAAUUUACUAAAAAUUUACAAUAAAAUGACGUUUUAACUAUAGUAAGCUUUGCAAGCAGUUCUAGAAUAAUAGUUUAAAAGUAGAAAGUAUCUUAAAUUAAUUUAAAUUCAUUAGAAGCAAACUUAAGAAAUAUGCUCUGUGGUGGAACAUGCUUCAUCUCAGCUUUUGAAUCUUUAAAGUAGAUCAUCUAAAAUCAAUUAAAUACAAAUGAAUAUCCUAUAAUUUUAUUUGUUACUGAUGGCUAAGAUAGUUCAAAUCUUUCUAAUACAAUUUUAGAUGUUAGAAAUUAGGUAGAAGAUUUAAUAUUUUUUACUGUAGGGUAUGGUUAUCAAAUCAACCAAAAGUAGCUUCAUUUAAUUACAAAUUUAUUUAAUAGAACGGAUAACCUUACUAAAAAUAUUAAUAAUAAUAAAACAAUUAAACUAUAUUACGAAAAUUAAACUCCCGAUAAGCUUUAAUAAGAUAUCAUAAAAAUAUCUUAAAAUAAACUUAGUAUUGAAGAGAUAUAAGAGGCUGCAGAUUUCUUAGAGAAAAGUUUUAAUAAGUAAAAUUAAUUAUCUGAAGAUUACUACACAUCGAAAAUUUAAGGAUUAGAAAAAAGAAUCCAAGAAUGUGUUAAUUAAGAAAAAUAAUUAAUGGAUAAUCAAAAAAAUAUAUAACACUUUAGAGAUUAAAGUAAACAAUAAUUAGAAUAAAUAUAAUAACAAAUUUAAUCAUUGAAAAAUUAGAAAUUCGCACAUGAAAAUAGAAUUUAAAAAAUAAAAUCAGAGAAACUAGCUCUUGAUAAAAAUUUCUAAAAUAAAAUCAUCAGUAAUUAGACCAAUCUUUAAUCUAAUAUGAAAUAAGAAAAUUAUGAAGCACUGUAUGAAUAUUAAAUAAAACAAAUUAAUUAAGAGGCUGAUUCUUUAAUUAAAAAAACAGAGGAUAAAAUGUAAGCUAUAAGAAAAGAAGAAGAUAUGUCUGUGGAGAAAAAUAGAAAACGAAUUAUAGAGCUAGGUUUUUAAAAUAUUUAAUAAUUUUAUAAAUUUAGAGAACUCUAUGAAAAUAUAGGAUCUAUUUAAUAGUCAGCUUCAAAUAUAAAAUAAAAGUACAUUAUUAUGUUGGAUGCUAUGAUUGAUAUUGGUCAAAUGCUUGAAUAAAAUAUUAAUUGUUCUAAAAAAAAUAUUGAAAAUAUGAAUAAAAAUGAUACUGAAAAUAGAAUUUUGUAAUAUUUUUAAAAAUUUGAUAAAGAUAUAUGCUUAUAGGAUAAAUCAGAGGCUAAAAGAAAAGUUUUACUAAUAUAAAAUUCCUCUAUUUACAAUAUAUGCUAGUAAUAAAAAAAGGAAAGUCUAUAUGAAAACUGUAUAAACAAUUUAGAGUUUUCAGAUCUUUUCAAGUUAGUAGACCAGGAUGAGAAAAGCUAAGAAAAAUAUAUUAUUAAAGAAAUUGUUCCAAAUAUAAUUAAGCAACCUAAAUAAUAAAUUUCAAAUUAACUUUAAAUUUAAAAAUAUAAUACCAAAAUUAAUGAAAUUAAAAUGAAAAUCGAAGAAUAAACAGAUAAUAAUAAAAUUCAACUUUUAACAUAAACCUUAGAAUAAUAUGAGGAAUAAUUAGAUUUGUUAAAAGAUAAAGAACAAGAUUUGAUAGCAGAUUACUAAGACAGAAACUACGAUGAUAUUAAAAUUGUUAAGUAGAUCACAUACUCUUUUAUCGAAGCAAUCAAAUGUGCCUCAAUAGAAUUAAAGUAUCAGUUUGCUGUUUUACCUUAUAGGCAUUACAUGAAUAAUAUUUAUAACUGCUAUUAUACUCUUAAAAUUUAUGAAAACCCAAAAUUAUUAGAUAAUUAUGUUCAAUCAGAAACAUUUGAAACCAAGUAAAGAUAACUCGAAAACAAUCCGAAAUGA
Tetrahymena thermophila SB210 is the source of this 3312-nucleotide messenger RNA. Its product is annotated as von willebrand factor type A domain protein. The transcript is spliced from 2 exons. NCBI's taxonomy places the organism in Eukaryota, Ciliophora, Oligohymenophorea, Hymenostomatida, Tetrahymenidae. The record is from RefSeq and is a predicted model, not a curated record.